Cuscuta campestris is the source of this 2240-nucleotide messenger RNA. The record is from the annotation of a GenBank genome assembly. Lineage: Eukaryota; Viridiplantae; Streptophyta; Magnoliopsida; Solanales; Convolvulaceae.
CACUAUUCUUUUUUGGGUUGGAGUGUGUAGUGGCCAUAGUAGCGGGUGUUUCACCAUUUUUUUCCCCGCCUUAUAUAAUAAGGGUAGACGACUUAUGAGACGCCCAAAAUAUCAUAACAAUUCAGCAUCUAAAAUGGAAGAAGCUGCACAUGAGUUGAUGAUGAAGAACAAGGAGAGGCAAAGCCAACUCAAAGCUUUCGACGAGACCAAAGAAGGGGUGAAAGGGCUGGUCGACGCCGGCAUAACCAAACUCCCCUCCAUCUUCAUUAAUCCCGCACAACAAAUUACUCCUCACGAGAACCCCUCUCCGGCCGCCGCCGCCGCCAGAGAAGAAGACAUUAACAACAAUAUUCCUACCAUCGACCUGGAGGGCAUUCGCGAGGACGAGGCAAAGCGUCGGCGGGCGGUGGAGGCGGCACGGGAGGCGUCGGGGACGUGGGGGUUCUUCAGAGUCACCCAUCAUGGGAUCCCGGACCGGGUGGUGGCGGCGGUCAUGGGCGGAGUGAGGGGUUUCUUCGAGCAGGAGACGGCGGCGAAGAGGGAAUGGUACACCAGGGAUUAUGCUAAGAGCUUUGUUUACCACUCCAACUUUGACCUCUUCACUUCUUCCUUUGCUGAUUGGAGGGACACUUUCUACUCCGUCAUGGCUCCUAAUCCUCCCGACCCUCAACAGCUCCCUCCCGUUUGCAGGGACAUUCUUAUCACAUACUCGAAUGAAGUUCAAAAGUUGGGGAGUGUUUUGUUCGGACUAUUGUCCGAGGCCUUGGGCCUCCAACCCAACUAUCUGGAGGACAUUGAGUGCAACAAGGGGUUAGCAUUGUUUGGGCAUUACUACCCAGCCUGCCCGGAACCACACCUGACUUUGGGCACCACCGAACACGCCGACAACAACUUUCUCACGGUUUUGCUCCUAGACGAGAUCGAGGGCCUUCAGGUUCUUCACGACAACCGGUGGGUUGAUGUUCCCUAUGUCCCCGGAGCUCUCGUUGUCAACAUUGGCGAUCUUCUCCAGCUUGUGACGAAUGAUCGGUUCAAGAGCUCGGAACACAGAGUGGUGGCUAACAAGCGUGGCCCGAGGAUAUCAGUGGCAUGUUUCUUUACCACAUACUUGUUGUCAUUGCCGCGACUAUAUGGACCGAUUAAGGAGCUGGUCUCCGAGGAGAAUCCACCAAAGUACAGGGAAAUCACAAUCUAUUCGAUCUAAACAUCUUCAAUUCUUCUUUCUUCCAUUUCUCUUUCUAAAUAAACCUCUUCCAUUCUUCUUUCUUCCAUUACUCUUGGUUCAUUUUCGAUAUCUAUUAAUACAUAAUGCAGUAACAUUCUUUAAAUGUAAUUGCGGUAGCAUUGUCUAGCUACAAUUUAUACAAUCUACCCUUGAAAGAGAUCGCCGGAGUUUCCCGGCGUAAUGGCUCGCCGGAAAAGGGUACCGCCGCCGAGUACUACCCUCCCAUUGCCGACCAACACCGAAACAGUUCACCCGCACUUACAUACAUUUGCAAGCGGAGAAUAUUUCUCGGAGGUAUCUGUGUUUGGAGACAAAGGUGACCCUGACCAAAAAUGGUAACACCAUUAUUAUAAUGGACACUACACACAAAAGUUUGAUUCUUUUGUGGAGGCCGGACACACAUAUUCAAAUUAAAUCCCAAUGGCACCUUUGGAAUAUUGUUACAUGCCAGGGGGCUGAUUUUGGUGUUAUGCAUCCCACUCUACAAUAUUAUACGGAGUACUCCGUAGUCAUUUAUUCCACUCCAUCUAUAUACUAAUUCUUACGUAGAGCUAAUUCUUAAUUGAGGGAUGUGUAAAUUAAUAUUUCUCAAAGUCGACAUUGUUGUCCUUUUGUCCGUACAAUUAGGUUCUUUCAAUGAUGUAAUUGCAUCACCUAGCGAGCAUUACAAUGUUUACCAUUGCCACUCUAAAGAGGUUGUCGUAGUCUUGGGCAAUGCGUGGCUGCAGAGAAGUUAUGCCGCCCAAUGAUACUAUUUAGCCAGGGCAGUACUGUUUCUCGGCAGCCUCACACUGCCCAAGACUCCGAUGACCUCUUCAGAGUGGCGAUGGAAAACAUUAAAAUGCUUGCUUGAUGAUGCAAUUACAUUAUUGAAAGAACCUAACUGUACCGACAAAAGGACAACAAUGUCAACUUUGAGAAAUAUUAAUUUACCCAUCCCUCAAUUAAGUAGAAGCUCUAUGUAAGAACUAGUACAUAGAUGGAGUGGAGUGUUCUAUAAAUACUAUUUUUUCCC